This is a messenger RNA of Protopterus annectens (West African lungfish), 2520 nucleotides long. RefSeq names its product zinc finger HIT-type containing 6 (gene ZNHIT6). The record is from RefSeq and is a predicted model, not a curated record. Gene Ontology annotation, biological process: box C/D snoRNP assembly; snoRNA localization; maturation of LSU-rRNA from tricistronic rRNA transcript (SSU-rRNA, 5.8S rRNA, LSU-rRNA). Lineage: Eukaryota; Metazoa; Chordata; Ceratodontiformes; Protopteridae. Gene Ontology annotation, cellular component: pre-snoRNP complex; nucleus.
CUUGCCGUGUGUGAAGAAACAUAAAAUGAAAACUAACUGCACUGGAGUCAGAGAUAAAACUGCAUUUGUUUCAUUAGAAGAUUUCAACGAAAUACAUCUUUUGAGUGAUUACAGAUUUCUUGAAGAUAUGGAUCGCUUGACGGACAACAUUUGUAGAAAAACUUUGAAACUUCCUCAAACAAGUAAUUUUUAUCUCUUUUCCAUGAAGGAAAAAGCCCGUAAACGUAAAAUAGACCUAGUAUUUUUACCUGGCGGGUUUUCUAAGAGAAAAGAAAACACCACAUGCUUUUCAAGGAAGAGUCAGAUGUUCUUUUGGCAUUUGAAACUUUCAUUUCCACAGGCUGAUGCUGAAUAUUCAGAGGAAAGAGUACCAGAUGACAAAACGCUUGCUGAAAUCCUAAAACAGUACAUUGACCCUAUUGAAUCUGAUCCAGUUCUGCGUCAGAGGUUGCAAGCCUAUGUCCAGUGCAAACCAGAGGAAGUAAGCAUCUUCAUGAAAGCAGAAAACAGGCGAUGCAAUUCACUCAGGUAUCACAAGCUGGAUAUCAGCAAAAGUCUGCUUGAAAACUUUAAAAACAAGAUCAUUAUUGAGUAUCCAACUUUAUACUUUGUGCAGAAAGAUCAUGCUGAGAAAUAUAAAGUAAUUUGCCAAGAGGAUCUUAUUUCUGAUGCUCAAAUGGCAGAAGGUAACUGGCAAAUGGAAACAAGGGAUAAAAACAGGACUUCUGAGCCCAACAGCAUGGAAAAGGUAACAAGAGAAAAAUCACAGACAGAUGACUUCAAAGCUUCUUUACAGAAUCACCAGGAUUUGUCUGUUCUACCUCCAAAGGUUGCAGAACUUCCACAAACUCCAGGGACAGGUCCCCCUCCUUCCUUCCAGAAUAACCAGAAUUUGUAUGCAACACCUUCCAGUAAUACAGGAUUUCAAGGAACAGAGCCUCCACCAACCUUUCAGAAUUACCAGCAGUGGUCUGGUCCACCUUCUUGGACUCCUCCUGCAACAGGUCCUCCACCUUACUUCCAGAAUCACCAGAAUUGGUCUUUUCCAUCUGGUCAGACUACAGGAUCGCCAGGUUUAGGACCUCCACCUCCGUUCCAGUACUGGUCUGCUCCACCUUCCCAGCUAGUGGGCCCUCCAGGAGGGGGGCCUCCACCCACAUUCCACAAUUAUCAGAACUGGUCAGUGCCACCGUCCCAAAUGGCAGGAGCAGGACCUCCACAACCCUUCCAGAAUUACCAGCAUUGGUCCACACAGACUUCCCAGACUACAGGAACUCCAGGCCCACCACACCCUUUCUGUAAUUACCAGACCUGGUCUGCUCCUUCCCAUAAUACAGGAUCUACAGCAGGAGGAGGUCCUCCAGCCCCCUUCCAGAAUUAUCCAGAUUGGUCUAUUCCACCUUCAACUCCAGGAAGAGAACCUCCUAGCUCCUUCCAGAAUAACCACAAUUGGUCAUCUUCAACUGCAGAGGAUAAGGGAAAUGCAGGAAAAGAACCCACUGGACCUAUCCAAAAUAACCACAGUUGGUCUUCACCUGCAAAGGAUAAGGGGAAUUUAGGAACAGGAUUUCCAGCUCCCAUCGAGAAUUGUCCAGAUCAUUCUGUGCCACUAUCUAGUAUAAAAGAAUCACAUGGAAAAGAGAGCAAUGAAAACGGUCAGCUUAAACUAAAGUCUACCAAUGGCUGCAGUCCACUUUCAGAUGGAAGUGAAACUGAAGAAGGAGAAAUUAAAGAUGAUUCAGACUAAAUAUGUUACUGUGGAGCUGCUGUAACAUACUGCAGGGCAAUCGUUUCUGAUAUUGUGGAAUAUGGCACAUGAAGUGCCACUUUGUAGUUUGCAGUGCAAACAUUUCACCUGCGUAAUUAAAUGGCAUAGUCUUUAAAAGUAUUAAUUAUGUGAAAUAUGUGUUGCUGUCCUGAUGUUCUGAGACAUACAUGGCAUGUCUUUGGCAUCCCUGAUGCAGUCAUUUAAAAUUAACUUGAAUUUUUGCAGCAAUCCCGUCUCCAAGAAGGCAGUGCACAUGCGCAUUAAAAAAGCAGGUGCCCAAAAAAAACAAAUAUCAGAAAUCACUGAAGAUGAAUUUUGUAUAGCUCUAAUAAAUACAUUAUUUUCCUGAAUUUUGGUUAUAAGGUUCUAAAUUUCAGUAAAUAUGAAGAGAUGAUUCGUCAGUGUUACAUUUCAUUACCGAUAAUGAAAAGAAAAUUCCACACGUCAGAAGAAACUUUUUUUUUUUUUUGUAGUACUGCUAUUUAAAAUGUAACUGCUUAUUUUUCUGGCAAGUACAUUAAGUUACUUCACUGGUAAUGCUGUCAUCUGUUAGUACAGCAACAUUUUGAAUGGGCUUACUGAAUUUGUAAGUGUACUGCCUCAUUCAUUCCUUACACUGUGCUAAGAACCAAAAGUAAUUAUCUGCUUAUAUUAUAGAGUUAAGGCCAUCUCAGAAAUACUGAGUACUGUUUUGUUUUCAUGUUGUAAACAAGACCUCUGUGCCCCAAAUAAAUGAAAUUGUUUGUGUUUCA